Molecule: messenger RNA, 1059 nt
Organism: Colletotrichum scovillei
Lineage: Eukaryota; Fungi; Ascomycota; Sordariomycetes; Glomerellales; Glomerellaceae
Exons: 9
Coding region: 1-1059 (352 amino acids)
Molecular function (GO): methyltransferase activity
Source: RefSeq, a predicted model, not a curated record
AUGCCUUCGCCCAGGAGGAGCCCCGCGUCAUCGAGUCCCGCCCAGCCUCAGUCGCCUCAAGACCAUACUGAGAAUGAAGCGGUACUGGCUGCAGAGGAGGCUGCCGAUGAUGCCACAUCGGAUUACGGAGGUACCGCAUCGUCCACGACGAGUGUAAGCGCCUCUAUUCUCGACUAUAGGAAGGAGAACGGCAGGACAUAUCAUCGGUACAAAGAUGGGAAAUACAGCUAUCCUAACGACGAGAGGGAGAACGACAGACUGGACUUGCAGCACAACCUGUGGCUCCUUACCUUCGACAACCGCCUGGGUACCGCGCCGCCGAAUGACCCAAAUUUUCCCGUCAAUCGCGUUCUAGACGUCGGUACUGGAACAGGAUUGUGGGCUAUCGAGUUUGGCGAUGAACACCCAGAAGCUGAAGUUCUGGGUAUCGAUCUUUCAGCUGCUCAACCGGAGUUCGUACCCCCGAAUGUGAAGUUCGAGAUUGACGAUAUCGAAGAACCAUGGACGUUUUCGAGGCCGUUUGACUAUAUACACAGUCGUCUCAUGACAUCCAGCCUUGCAGACUGGAGGAAAUAUCUGCAAAACUGCUACGAUAACCUCGCACCUGGCGGCUACCUCGAGCUGAACGAGAUGGACCUAAUCCCAACCUCGGACGACGGAACCCUCACCGACGAUCUCGCCUUCACCAAAUCCCUGAGACUCCUAGGUGAAGCCAUGGGGAAGCUGGGCCGUCCGUACCAGGACAUACCGGAGCUCAAGGACAUGACGGUCGAGAUCGGGUUCCGCGACGUCGUCCUAGAGAGGUACAAGUGGCCGACCAACUCCUGGCCGCGGCAUCACAAGUACAAGGAGCUCGGCGUCUGGCAGAACGAGAAUUUGACUGCGGGUAUGGAGGGCUUCAUCAUGGCGCCCUUUACGCGGAUCCACGGGUGGUCGAGAGAGGCGGUCCUCGUGUUUCUCGUCGAUGUGCGGAAGGACAUCAAUGAUCGGAAUAUACACGCGUACUUUUCAGUGUAUUCUGUAUGGGGAAGGAAGCCGGCGGUGAAUGAGGGAGGUUGA